Molecule: messenger RNA, 3836 nt
Organism: Papaver somniferum (opium poppy)
Lineage: Eukaryota; Viridiplantae; Streptophyta; Magnoliopsida; Ranunculales; Papaveraceae
Product: probable LRR receptor-like serine/threonine-protein kinase At4g20940
Exons: 3
Coding region: 446-3658 (1070 amino acids)
Biological process (GO): protein phosphorylation
Molecular function (GO): protein binding; protein kinase activity; ATP binding
Source: RefSeq, a predicted model, not a curated record
AUUAACAAACAUUUUUUAAAAUUAUUUUAGAGUUUCCAACUUUCCAUGGUUUAAAUUUGGAGUAGGUCCAGGUUCAGGCAGUCCUUUCUUUCAUUUAUUACAGUAAGACCCUCAAUAAAUGAAGCUCUAACUUUAUGUUCUUAGUAAAAUUCUUUUUCUCCUUUACCAAAAGCUUCCAACUGAGACUACUCUCUGUAAAUCUUUGAUCUCUCUCACACUCUCAGUGAGAAAUUUUUUUGAGCUCAUUUAAUGGUUUUUGUCUAGUUACCUCUCACUCAGGUUAAGCUCAAGAAAUUAAAGUUUUCUUGUUUUUGGUUGGUACCUACAGCUCAAAAAUCACUCUCAAGAACUACUACUAGUAGUAGUGGUACUGGUACUACAUUCUAGGGUUUCUCAGCUUUCCCUAUGAUUCAAGAUCACACCAGUUUUUCAACUUAAAAAGAAGAUGAAGCAGCAGCAGCAGCUCCUGGUUAGGGUUUUUAGUGUUUGGUUGUUGGUGGUUACUGUUGUAAUGGCUCAGCUGCCAUCAAAAGAUAUAUUAACACUACUUGAGUUUAAGAAAGGAAUAAAGAAUGAUCCAACUGGUUAUGUACUGAACUCAUGGAAUGAAGAAUCUAUUGAUUUUAAUGGGUGUCCAUCUUCAUGGAAUGGCAUUGUUUGCAAUAAUGGUAAUGUUGCUGGUAUUGUACUUGAUAACCUAAGUCUUUCUGUUGAUGCAGAUUUAAGUGUUUUUUCUAAGCUGAGUAACCUUGUGAAGAUAUCUAUGGCUAAUAAUUCUAUUACUGGUAAAAUUCCUAGUAACAUUGCUGAUUUUAAAGCUUUAGAGUAUCUUGAUUUAUCUGAUAAUUUGUUCUCUUCGACAUUGCCGCCGGGUUUGGGGAAGUUAGAGAGUUUGAAAAAUCUUUCAUUAACUGGGAAUAAUUUGUCUGGUUCAAUUCCUGAUUCAAUUAGUGGGUUAACAUCAGUUAUGUCACUUGAUUUGAGCCGGAACUCGUUUACCGGUUCAUUGCCUGAUUCUUUGACUGAUUUGAAAAGCUUAGUGUCUUUAAAUCUGUCGAAUAAUGGGUUUACGAAGCGAAUUCCAUCUGGGUUUGAGGGUGUUACUACUCUUAAGGUUAUUGAUUUGCAUCAGAAUAAACUCGAAGGGACAAUUAGUGAAGUGUUUUUGUUGGAGUCAAGUGCAGUUCAUGUUGAUUUUAGUGGGAAUUCGUUUACCAGUUCUGCUUCUCAGGAGAAGAAAUUUUUGCCUGGAAUUUCAGAGACUAUAAAGUAUUUGAAUCUGAGUCAUAAUCAGUUUACUGGGUCAUUGGUAAGUGGUGGUGAGCUUCCAAUUUUUGGGAGUUUGAGGGUUUUGGAUCUAAGCUACAAUAAAUUUGCAGGGGAAUUACCUGAGUUCAAUUUUGUGUAUGAACUUGAGGUUUUGAGACUUAGUAACAAUGGGUUUACAGGGUUCUUACCUAAUGGACUUCUUAAAGGUGAUUCUAUGGUCUUAACUGAAUUGGAUUUGAGCUCUAACAAAUUAUCAGGGCCAAUUAGUAUGAUCACAUCAACGUCUCUACGUGUAGUGAAUCUCUCUUCAAAUGAAAUUUCUGGUGAACUUCCUUUGCUCACUGGAAGCUGUUUUGUACUAGAUCUAUCGAAAAAUCAGUUCAAUGGUAACUUAUCCCGAAUGGUAAAGUGGGGGAACUAUAUUGAAUUUCUUGAUCUUAGCCAGAAUCAGUUGAUGGGAUCAGUCCCUGAAGCAGCAACAGAGCUUUUACGGCUAACUCACCUUAACCUCUCACAUAAUUCUCUGAAUAAUUCCUUGUCUAAAGUUUUUACUCAAUAUCCUAAGCUCAAAGUACUUGAUCUGAGUUUCAACCAGUUCAAUGGUCCAAUGUUGAAUGAUCUGCUUACCUCACCCACAUUGCAAGAACUUCAUCUUGGAAACAACCUUCUUGUUGGGCCAAUCAAUUUCUCUCCUUCUCUGAGCAAGUCCAACAUUAAGGUUAUCGAUCUUUCUCAUAACCAGUUUAAGGGCUAUUUCCCUGACCAAUUUGAAUCCUUGACUGGCCUUCAACAACUUGAUCUUGCUGGAAAUAAUUUCUCAGGUUCUCUGCCAUCGUCAGUGUCUAAUCUGAAAUCCUUGAUUUCACUAGAUAUAUCUCAAAACCAGUUUACAGGUUCAUUGCCAGAAAACUUUCCUUCGACUCUUGGUAGCUUCAAUGCAUCAUAUAAUGAUCUCUCGGGGCGUGUCCCUGACAAUCUAUUGAAGUUUCCAGACUCUUCUUUCCAUCCUGGAAAUUCUCGCUUAGAACUUCCAGAAAACCGCCCUGGCGCAAGAAAUCCUUCAGACGAUAGCUCCAAAAGAAAAUCAGUCAAAAAUUCCAUCAAAGUGGUAGUGAUAGUGACAUGUGUUGUUGCUUUGGUAAUUCUAAUUUUGCUAGCAAUUUUCCUACAUUAUGUUCGGAUGUCAAGGAGAUCUACAACUAAAAAUGUGUCGAGCAAAGAUGUUCUUAGGCGGAGCACACCAGAUCCCACUGGCUUUAAUGGAAGAGAAAGUGGAGGCGCCGUAGUUGUUUCAGCUGAUGAUCUUAUGGCUGCACGCAAGGGAUCUUCAUCUGAGAUAAUAGCCCCAGAGGAGAAAAUUGCUGCAGUCACAACUUUGUCUCCAUCUAAAACAAGUCAGAAAUCCUGGUCUCCAGAUUCUGGGGAUUCAUUCACUCAAGAGAACCUUGCAAGAUUGGAUGUAAAAUCACCAGAUCGAUUGGCCGGAGAGCUUCAUUUUCUGGAUGAGACCAUCAAGCUGACACCAGAGGAACUGUCAAGAGCACCUGCUGAAGUGCUAGGGAGGAGUAGCCAUGGGACUUCGUAUAGGGCAACUUUGGAUAAUGGAGUUUUUCUGACUGUGAAAUGGUUAAGAGAAGGAGUGGCUAAGCCAAGGAAGGAAUUCUCCAAGGAGGCUAAGAAAUUUUCAAACAUCAGACACCCAAAUGUAGUGGGACUGCGAGGAUACUACUGGGGACCUACUCAGCAUGAAAAACUCAUUCUCUCUGAUUAUAUUGCGCCUGGAAGCCUUGCAAGCUUUCUCUAUGAUCGACCAGGUAGGAAAGGUCCACCAUUGCCCUGGACACAGCGACUGAAGAUAGCCGCAGACGUUGCACGUGGAUUAAACUACCUACAUUUUGACCGCGAAGUUCCACAUGGCAACCUCAAAGCAACAAACAUACUCUUAGACGGGCCUGAGCUCAAUGCUCGUGUUUCUGAUUAUUGUCUGCAUCGGCUCAUGACGCAAGCAGGAACUUUGGAACAAAUUCUUGACGCAGGGGUGUUAGGCUACCGCGCACCAGAAUUGGCUGCAGCCAAGAAGCCAUCCCCUUCCUUCAAGUCAGAUGUGUAUGCAUUUGGAGUCAUAUUAUUAGAACUCUUAACAGGGAAAUGUGCUGGGGACGUGGUUUCUGGCGAUGAAGGUGGGGUUGAUUUGAUGGAUUGGGUAAGAUUAAGAGUGGCAGAAGGCCGUGGAUCGGAUUGUUUCGAUUCCACAUUGGCGUCAGAGAUGGGAGUAUCAACAGCCGAGAAAGGAAUGAAAGAGGUUUUGGGCAUUGCUUUGAGAUGUAUAAGACCAGUUUCAGAGCGGCCAGGGAUUAAAACUGUUUAUGAAGAUCUUUCUUCUGUAUAAUUCAAACAACCAUUCUGUUAUUUUGUUUUUAGAAGUAGGAUUUUUCUUUUUUAAUCUUGUAAGUGUAUCUGAAAGAAGUGAAUGCCUCAUUUGCCUCUAUUUCAGAGUUUGGUUUCUCUUUUUUUUGUUGGGGUUGUCAGGUGAAUAGAGGUUAUGUUCAUUAAAGUUUGUGCAUCAA